AUAGCCUCAACGACUUCACGCCGCGUUCAGUUUGUGAGUGGUCUUUCUAACACGUGAGGUGACUUGACAUGCUGUUGUCUCGACUUACGCGUCUUUUUCUUUCACUUGACGACUUCUUCACUGGUGGUGCUUGAAAUAUCGCCGAACGGCCAAAACAUUUUUGCCAAGUUUCCAACUGUCUGUGUAUUCUUGGGACCCAUCGUCCGGCCACCCUGAUUAUCUCGUUCUCCGGCUCCCUUCGGUGAUUCGCUUCUAUCCCCCAAGGACUUAAAAGGACUUUGUCCGGCGGGGCUCAUCGAAAUUCCAAGGGUGCUAUCUCAAACAUACCAGUGUCCUCUGACAAAGAAGAAAAACGCAAAAAAAGCGUGUCUGCACUGAAUUAUCUGCCUGGUCGUGUAGUGUUUUUUUCCCGCGGUGUCAAACUGGGGUCUUCGACAGUAGCACGUUUCAAGUGAAAACAUGACGUGCUGAAGACCACGAGGAGCCAAGAAGCCCUUGCUAAAUCCAUCGCCGGUUGAGGACACAAAAUCUGGGAAACAUCCGUCAAAAAAAUGGAAAUUCAACUUCGAGUGACGGCGGAGUCGGAGGCCAUUCUGCUCCUGCCAACCAGUGGCUCGGUCACCCAACAGGACAGGACUCCGGAUGUGACGUCACCCUCCCAAUUGAUGACGUCAGCCGGGCUGCUGAACGAAAGUCUGGGCCGGACCGAGGCAAACCAAAGUGAUGCCUACCUGGACCGGAGCGACAACCUGGCCAAGAUAGAAAUAGCUGUUUUGUGGUUCAUCGCGCAUCUGGCUGUGGCUGAUCUGUUCACGGCCUUCUUCAAUGUUCUGCCUCAGCUCGCCUGGGACAUCACUCUGGUCUUCGUGGGCAAUGACUUCUUGUGUCGGACUGUCAAAUAUCUACAGAUCCGUUCAUCGUGGUGUUCAUGCUGCUGGCGUCCCUCAACAGCUGCACCAACCCCUGGAUCUACCUGGCCUUCUCUGGCCGCUCCUGUCCCAGGGGGCCGUUCCGGAGGGGCGGGGGAGAGAGCAGUCCCCACCCAUCCACACACGUCACUUCCGCCGGAGAGAGCAUGGACUCCAGAACUAGGUCAUCCUGUAUGGACAUGUCGCACGGCCGAACCAACUUCACCAGGCUGCCCAGGGGGAGCUCUCGCUUCGGAUCUCCCAAGUCGGUGGAGAAAAUCGCUAACAGUAACAGCAAAUGUUGACCUAAGCGCUCACGUUAACAGUAACAGCAAGAUUGAACUGUACAUACUCUGGCUAGCACCGAUACUUAAUAACACGUUACUCUUUCCGUGUACAGAUAAAGUGCAGAACAUAGAGGGAGUGCUUACCCUUGAUCCUCCAACUGUAUUAGAUCACCUAGCCAGCAGCCAUGAAGAGAUCUCCUUCACGAAGGAGAUUGUGAUUGAGAAAGGAGUACAGUCUGGUGAAGGCAGGAGGAGCAGGCUGCGUGACCCCAUCAGACGCUACAACAACCAGCUGAUGAUGGAGACAAUCACACACUACAACAACCAGCUGAUGAUGGAGACAAUCAACCUGCCCAGAUUGAAAUAGACCCUUAUGAAGAGGGGUGAGGAAGCAUGGAGCACCCUGUCUUCCUAAGACCCCUGUUCUACAUUCGAGUAUUCAAGAUAGAGUAUAUCUCUAUCUCGUUCAGAGAGUGGAGUUUGCUAUCGGAGGUUCCACCGGUUUAGGAAUCUUUGUACCGUUUCGAAAGGCGCGUUGUACCCACAGUACCUGAAUGUCAUAUUUACCGACUCACCAACAGCCAGGAUGGGCCGAGCCGCUUACACACAGCUGACCAGUCUACUGAACGCGAUAUGGACGACCCAUGUUUGAUUCCCCUAGAGGACAAUCUUAACUUGGAUUGUAAAUUAAGUUUUGUGGCUCUGCAGCAAGAUGACUAUUCUCCGAUGUAACCGCCACCAUACGUUACCGGAGGAAACGUUCGUACCAAUCUAGUAUAAUAAGUGGAACUCUGUAAUUAGAACAAAGUCUUUGGAGACUCUGGGAGAUCUCGGGGAAUGCGCUUUCCCCAAAAGACCGUUAUUGUUUUCCGUACAGGAUUAGGGAUGACCAAAGAUCAAUGCCUCUCUUCCAGCGAGGGACAAGCCCAAUGUCCAAAAAUAGUUCCCACCAAAAGGUUGCAUGAUGCCGCUCAGAGAGUGUCUAAGUCCACGACACGUCACAGAGUUCUGAUUCACGCGGGUGGAGGAAAUUACAGAUUCUCUUUUCUUAAUGUGAUUGUUUCUUUUUGUUGUUAUUUUUACAUUCCUUCAAAUUUAUGAGUAUCGGGUACUUGAAAUGGGCCAAAAUAAAAUUGUGUUUAAAUAUUUACUUACAGAUUUGGUAUUAGCUGACUCUCGCUAAUGCUAUUACUAUUACUGCUUGCUUUAGGGGAGGGGGGGGGGGCUACGUUUUUAACAGUAUCAUUUACUUCAAGAUUACGACUCAAUUGCAAGACCCUAUAUUUAUUUAUAUAUUCAUACAUUUGGGAUUCUUUGAUUGCUCUCUAUCUGAGUUCUGGCAGUUGAUUUUGGUUGCUAAGGCCUAGAUCUCUGUAAACAUCCGAUUUACCGAUUUUUGAGAAUGAGUUUGUAAUGACACAGUAUGGACCUUUACCAGAUUCUGGGGUUAAUGACCUUUUACAUUGAACUCUGAGUCGCCAAAACAAUAACAUAUGUUCAUGUUUUCAGUCAUAGGAUCUGACAGCCCCGUAGAGGUGUUUGUUCUGUUAAUAAUGUCGCCACAAAAAUCGUUUUGGAGUGUUUGAACUGGAAAUACUGUUCUUACCGCUUAUUGAUUCUGUAACAUGACACGACACUGUAGAUCUAGAUAUGAUCCAGGUUUGUUUGGUCGUUUAGAUUUCAGCCCUACGUUAUCGACUUCUCCUUCGUUUGUUCUGUCGCAGAUCGUAUUCCCAUCUGUAGGGAACUGGUACGGCUAAAGGACAAACUGUAGGGAACUGGUACGGUUAAAGGACAAACUGUAGGGAACUGGUAAACUAUUUGAAAGAGUAGCCGAUAACACGAGCCGCUCCCGGGCUAGGGCUAAAGGAAAGACACUGACCACAGAAAGGCUGUAAUGUAAGAAUAGAAUUUUGUUUUUUUCUUCCUAAGUUCACCUUAGGCCAGAGCUGGUUGUCAGAUGUAGUGGUGCCCCCAAGGUUGCCCCAACCACGGGAUAGAAGAAGAAGAAGAAG
Messenger RNA from Aplysia californica (California sea hare), 3210 nucleotides. RefSeq names its product isotocin receptor. Gene Ontology annotation, molecular function: vasopressin receptor activity; peptide binding. The record is from RefSeq and is a predicted model, not a curated record. Lineage: Eukaryota; Metazoa; Mollusca; Gastropoda; Aplysiida; Aplysiidae. Gene Ontology annotation, cellular component: membrane. Gene Ontology annotation, biological process: G protein-coupled receptor signaling pathway.